This is a messenger RNA of Oncorhynchus keta (chum salmon), 3650 nucleotides long. Its product is annotated as myelin-oligodendrocyte glycoprotein-like. NCBI's taxonomy places the organism in Eukaryota, Metazoa, Chordata, Actinopteri, Salmoniformes, Salmonidae. The record is from RefSeq and is a predicted model, not a curated record. The transcript has 7 exons. Bases 2501 to 3571 code for a protein of 356 amino acids.
AUCAUUUGUUUUGGUAGCUGAAUAAAUGAUUUAAUUUCCUUUGAAUAUUUGGUCAUUUCUACGGUCAGAAAACUCCGUUUGAAUAUGAUUUAGUUUGUUUACCAAAGUAAUCGAUUACUUUCUGCAAGUUAUUCACCUCAAACGACGUUUGAGACAACACUAGAUAGAUAAACUCGCUUGUGCGAACGUACAUGGAAACUUCCACGAACAUAACCAAAAGGAAAGAAAUGGAGAGAUCGCCAGAUGGACAAUUAAUCACAAAAGAUGGUGUGAUUGUGGGUACUCUUCUUCAGAAUGUAACUGUGGGGGUGAAAUACUGCAAUGGGUGAUGAAAAUGUGGUGAGCACGGACAACAGUUCCCAGCUCAGGCUUACGCUUCGAACAUCACUGCUGCAUAACAUUUUGGACACAUGGAGGAGAGACUCAUUUUCUCAGUAUCCUCAAAACCGUGUCUUUUGACAACUGCUGACAGCUACAGGGACAUAAACACAAAAAUGCUGCUUGGAGGCAAGUGUCCACGAUAGUAGGAUUGUCAGUUGAGUAGUGAGCUUGUGCUAGAUGUGGCUAGUUAGCUAGCUAGCUAGUUGGCCUAGCCAAUGAGGUGUUUGUGUGAAAGAAAGUCAAAUUAUGCUAGUUACUACCCCUGAUAACUUUACCAAAUAAUCAUGUUUGAAAGAGUGUGAGUGUGUAUGCUAGAUUAAUAGAAAUGGUAGAUGUAGUGUCUUAACACUUAGUACUUAUUUAUGUAAUAAGAAAGACUCUGAAUACAAGCAAUUGAACUGGAGCUUCACAUUUACUCAAACAGGUUAGUACCAACCAGAAUAACAGAACAAUACUGCGCAUGACCAAGGGCGCUUCAUCCUUAAAGGGGACAUCAGUAAUUAACAGAACAUAACAGUAGAUACUACUGUACCCCUGAUAAUUUGGUCAGAUAACCGUGUGUGUGUCUGUACAGUAGGUGACAUGUCUAUGAUAGCUAUCUAAUAACUAUAGUUAUGCUAGGUAAUGGUUUGGCUUAUCAUGUUCAUGUCUAUGUAGAAGAAGACUGUAGGAGGAAGUGGAGAGGACUCAGGGACAGGUAUCAGAGAGAGAGAAGGGCAGAGAAAGAUAAGAGGUCUUGGUCAGCAGCUUCAGGCCAGCAGCCGUGGCGCUUCUGCCACUUUCUUUUCUGGAUCCAUUUAUUGUGCCUAGGGCAACGAGUGGAAAUUUUACAGCCAGACCCUCUACUACGUCAUCCACAAGUGUUGUCGCCACCGGUGCAUUUUUAAAAAUGUAUUUCACUUUUAUUUAACUAGGCAAGUCAGUUAAGAACACCUGUUCUGCCUGUUCAGGGGCAGAAUGACAGAUUUGUACCUUGUCAGCUCAGGGGUUUGAACUUGCAACCUUCUGGUUACUAGUCCAAUGCUCUAACUACUAGGCUACCCUGCCGCAUCAAGACUAAAGGUCGACCGAUUAUGAUUUUUCAACGCUGAUACAGAUUGUUGGACGACCAUAAAAGCCGAUACCGAUUAAUCGGCCUAUUUAUUUAUUUAUAGUAAUGACAAUUACAACAAUACUGAAUGAACACUUAUUUUAACUUAAUAUAAUACAUCAAUAAAGUCAAUUUAGCCAAGUAAAUAAUGAAACAUGUUCAAUUUGGUUUAAAUAAUGGACACUUGCCUUGGAGAAGAAAGUAAAAGUGCAAUAUGUUCCAUGUAAAAUAUGUGCCAUGUAAGAAAGUUAACGUUUCAGUUCCUUGCUCAAGAACGUGAGAACAUAUGAAAGCUGGUGGUUCCUUUUAAACAUAAAUCGUCAAUAUUCCCAGGUAAGAAGUUUUAGGUUGUAGUUAUUAUUGGAAUUAUUAUAGGACCAUUUCCCUCUACCAUUUGUAUUUCAUUAACCUUUGAUUAUUGGAUGUUCUUAUAGGCACUUUAGUAUUGCCAGUGUAGCAGUAUAAUAUAAUAAUAAUAUAUGCCAUUUAGCAGACGCUUUUAUCCAAAGUGACUUACAGCCAUGUGUGCAUACAUUCUACGUAUGGGUGGUCCCGGGAAUCGAACCCACUACCCUGGCGUUACAAGCGCCAUGCUCUACCAACUGAGCUACAGAACCACCAGCUUCCGUCCCUCUCCUCGCCCCUACCUGGGCUCGAACCAGGAACACAUCGACAACAGCCACACUCGAAGCAGCGUUCCCAUCGCUCCACUCCACUCUGCUGGCUGAGGAUUGAUGAUAAAAACGUUUGACAUGUUUCUGUGGAUAUUAUGGAUAUAAUUUGGAAUUUUUGUCUGCGUUGUCGUGACCGCUCUUUCCAGUGGAUUCUUGGGCAUAACGCACCAAACUAACGGAGGUAUUUGGAUAUAAAAAACAUCUUUAUGGAACAGAAGGAACAUUUGUUGUCUAACUGGGAGUCUCUUGAGUGAAAACAUCCGAAGAUCAAAGAGUCGGAAGAGGUUGCCUGGGCUUGCUCGCACUUCAUGAACUCUUCAUUUGGUUUUGCUGCGCUGCCUACGCUGAAAUUGAAAUGAUUUAUUGGAUGCAAGCGGCAGUCAGGCUGCCUCGCAAAGGAUUGGUGCUCUGUCUGUUCCUGGCACUCCAUUUGGCUGUCUCCAAGGUGGAUAAUAGAGUUCUUGUUGUUGGUUCAACGGACCCUGUUCGUGGCAUAGUUGGCAGGGAUGUCAUCUUGCCUUGUUUCCUGAGACCUACCACGAGUGCUGUUGAAGAGUCCGUAGAGUGGCAGAGACCAGUUCUAGAGCCAAAAGAGGUGCAUUUGUACCGAGACCGUAGUGAUGACAAUGUGAUCCAGUAUCCAUCCUACAGUGUUAGGACGUCACUGUUCAGGGAAGAACUGAAGAACGGCAACGUCUCACUAAAGCUGACCAAUGUGAAACUCUCUGAUGCUGGAAAUUACACCUGUUACAUACCAACGUUAGGCCACCAGAAAACCACCAUUGAACUCUAUGUCGGCGAGGAUGGGACUCCUUCAUCCUCCCUCCAACCCACCCAACCACUCCUGAAAGACCAAUCAGGGAAAGUCAGGGGUGCAGCCCCUCGGCCAUGGCUUUCCAUUGUGAGAACCAAAGACAAGGAAGUGGUCCUGAAGUGUGAGGCUGAAGGGUUAGUCUACAAGCCUGAGUUGGUGUUGCUGAACAGUAAGGGAACCCUCCUCCCUGCUGAUGAACCUACAGAGAGACCCAUGGACUCCGAGGGCUUGUACACAGUGACACGCUAUUUCACUGUCCAGAAGACUGCCACCAAUGUGUUCACCUGUCGAGUUCAACAGCUGGAGAUCAAACACAUGAGGGAGACACAGAUUCAUGUUCCAGACAAAAUAUUUCAAGAGGAAUACCCCUUGGGAUGGAAAGUUGGAAUUGGAUUUCUAGGAGCUGUUGUAGGAGGUGUUGUAGGAGCUGUUGUAGUUUUUCUGUUCAUGCGGAGAAACGCGGAAGAAACCAAUAGUGGGCAUGCAGCGGGAUGUAACAGGAAUGCUGUCCCCCUGGUUCCUCUUCUCCAUAACUUCAAUGUAAAUGGCCUUCCUAAUGGUGUGCGUGUGUCACAACCUGGAGAAUGGGACAGCCAACAUAUCCUUGAUUGAUUCCACCAGCCACCCUCGGCGACGUAAUUGAGAGAGACACUUAUCACCUACAGUGAAGCCGCUCAACAUUUACCGUACA